GUGGCUCUAUGCUUGAAGUCUCAAUGUUGGGAGGAAUUUCAUACCAUGAUAGAAUGGAAUCCUCCUCACCAAACUAAGGCUAGCUGAAAGUAAAGUCUUGAUAUUUUACCACUUACCUCCCCAGGGACGGACGAGGGGAUAGUCUGUAUGUUGGGUCCGACCACUCAGAGCGUCCUUCUUCAACGCUAUUUUAAGCCCAUACGUCCGUGACCGUCACCAUGCCGUCCAUCACCAUUUGUGGGAAGUCUAGGGAUCGCAUUGGCAGAGGCCGUCAGGCCACCCUGGCUCAUUUGACAUGAGAAACUCGAGUAGGCAGUACGAACUGUAUCCCAUUACUGCACUUGUUUCAUCGACAUGAUGGCCUCUCAUUCAGCUCCCUCAAACGUGCCCUUAUCCGAUAUCGACAACCAGUACUGGAAUGAGCGUUCGGAGAGGCGGACAGCAGCUCUACAUCAACUGAAGGCGGUUCUCAAAGAAAAGUUAUGCAGAGAGCAGGUGCCACCUCCAUUUUGGGCCUUCUGUCAAGUCGCGGACGUAUCCAAACUGGAAGAGAUGGUCCUUAUUGUGCAGCAGGCCCCAAAUGCCAAAAUAGCACAACUUUGCCUGGAACCGACAAUUAAGGAUUGUGAUUCGGCGAUAGCCCGAUGGCUGCAAAACUUAAAUCGUUCAACAACAGCGAGCCGUAAUUGCAAAGAAAGAGAUCAGAGCAAGUGCGUGCUUACUGGAUGGGAGGAACCGGAUACUGCGCAUAUUUAUACGCAUAGCCUUAUAAAAGCAUCUGGGCGUGAACCAAGAGCAGUCGGGAGAUUCUGGGAUAUCCUUGGUUUGUUUUGGGAGGAGGAACGUGUCGAACAGUGGAAAAAGGAGAUAUUCAGUGACCCACGGGACUUGAAGGCACCAAAGGAUGGUUGCUUUAACAUGAUCAGCCUUGAUAAGCAUCCACACGCUCUCUGGGGAGCUGGUCGUUUCGCCCUGCGACCUAAAGAGCUCUCUGCAGAUCUCAAAGAACUAAAAGUUGAAUUCCAUUGGCAGCCGAAGCCCUCGCAUGAGACAGAAGAAAUUGAUCUUCUUACAGAGCCAGCAACGUCCCGGGGUUUGUACAAGUAUGGGGGACGUGGUUUGCCAGUCCCUACAGGUACUUAUAAGGAAGAUGAUGACCCUGACAAACUACCACUACCAAGCUGGCCCCUCCUUGAAAUGCAGUGGCAUUUACAGAGGAUUGCAGGGAUGAGUGGGGCCGCCGAAGCAAGCGGGGACUUGGACCACAAUGAUGAUGAUGACGAUGGAAAAGAGAUGCCCACAUAUGAUCGUGACGCCAAUGUACGGAGCGUUAGAGCCAUCUUUGAGUGGUUACGGCUUUUACCGGAAAAUGAGCAAUCUACACCCCCGCCCAUGUCUGUCAAUCCCCGUGUAGGAGCUCGUUUCGCUCCCGCUUAG
Molecule: messenger RNA, 1437 nt
Organism: Coccidioides posadasii C735 delta SOWgp
Lineage: Eukaryota; Fungi; Ascomycota; Eurotiomycetes; Onygenales; Onygenaceae
Source: RefSeq, a predicted model, not a curated record